Molecule: messenger RNA, 817 nt
Organism: Malania oleifera
Lineage: Eukaryota; Viridiplantae; Streptophyta; Magnoliopsida; Santalales; Ximeniaceae
Exons: 1
Coding region: 1-687 (228 amino acids)
Source: RefSeq, a predicted model, not a curated record
AUGGAUCGUUUCAUGCUCUUUCUCUCCUGUGUUUUAACCCUAGCAGCCAUGCAAGAAAUUCAUGCAGUCGAGUAUGAAGUCAUCAACAGUGCAGCUAACACCCCUGGCGGCAUUCGCUUCGUGAAUGAGAUUGGUGUUGAUUACAGCAGGCAGACCCUGGCAUCCGCCACCGGCUUCAUUUGGCAGCUUUUCCAGCAAACCACCGAGGCCGACCGGAAAAAUGUUCCAAAAGUCACCUUGAUUGUUGAAACAAAGGAUGGAGUUGCAUAUGCUGUUAACAACGAGAUUCACCUCAGUGCCAAUUACAUUGACAGCUACAGGUCUGGUGACGUGAAGAAGGAAAUCACUGGGGUGCUCUAUCAUGAGAUGACACACAUCUGGCAGUGGAACGGGAAUGGGCAGGCAGCCAAUGCUAGCAGCCUCAUAGAAGGAAUUGCAGAUUUUGUAAGGCUGAAGGCAGGGCUCGCACCGAGCCACUGGGUGGCGUCCGGGCAGGGCGAAAAGUGGGAUGCGGGGUACGACGUGACAGCCCGGUUCCUGGACUACUGCAAUGAUCUUAGGAAUGGGUUCGUGGCAGAACUGAACAAGAAGAUGAGAAGCGAUUACAAUGUGAAAUUCUUUGAUGAUCUGCUGGGAAAGAGUGUUGAUCAGCUCUGGAGUGAGUACAAGGCCAAGUAUGGGCACUAGGGGUUUGGGCAUAGCCUAGACCUGAUGAAAAUGGAUCACAUUUGUCUGUCUGCAUUGUGUAAUAUGUAAGAUCAAUAAAACUGGAAGCUGGUGUUACUUAAAGACCCUUGAAAUAAAAAUGUUUUAAGAA